Messenger RNA from Mesoplodon densirostris (Blainville's beaked whale), 3080 nucleotides. It is a transcript of the gene SAXO6, whose product is annotated as Mdm1 nuclear protein. Gene Ontology annotation, biological process: negative regulation of centriole replication. Bases 111 to 2273 code for a protein of 720 amino acids. Gene Ontology annotation, molecular function: microtubule binding. The transcript has 15 exons. Lineage: Eukaryota; Metazoa; Chordata; Mammalia; Artiodactyla; Ziphiidae. The record is from RefSeq and is a predicted model, not a curated record.
GGACGCCGGGCCGAGGCUUUUGCUAGGGAACCUCCUGUUGUCGCCCCGCCCCCUCCGGGCUUUUUGUCCCGUUAACUGUCGGAGUGGCUGGGGCUCCAGCGCCGGGCGACAUGCCGGUGCGCUUCAAGGGGUUGAGUGAAUACCAGAGAAACUUUCUGUGGAAAAAGUCGUAUUUGUCAGAGUCCUGUAAUUCCUCAGUGGGGAGAAGGUACCCAUGGGCUGGACUUAGAUCCGAUCAAUUAGGAAUCACAAAAGAGCCAAGUUUUAUUUCCAAAAGAAGAGUCCCUCACCAUGACCCACAGAUUUCAAAAUCUCUUGAGUGGAAUGGCGCUACCUCAGAGAACGCUGUGGUUGUAUCACCAGAACCCGAAGCCCCCAGAACACCAGAACCACAAGAAGCAGAACAAAAAGAAGAUGUUAACCAAGAAAGGGUUCUUGCACUAGAUGCCUCCAGGGUUCCCAAGAGAACCAGAUCUCACUCUGCAGACUCCAGAGCUGAAGGGGCUUCAGAUAUUGUGGAAAGUAAGGAGGAUAUAGUAGCAAAUCAUGUACCAGUUAAUGAAAAUGUGGAGCUGGAACAUUCUACCAAGCUUCUUUCAGAAAACAUAGAUGGUGGGUUGGAUAGACUUCUACAGAAAAAAGCUGGACUGACUGUUGUUCCUUCACAUAAUGUCUUGAGAAAUUCUGAAUAUCAAAGGCAGUUUGUUUGGAAGACCCCUAAAGAAACUGCUUCAGCUUUUGCAGCCAAUCAGGUUUUCCACAAUAAAAGCAAAUUUGUUCCACAAUUCAAAGGUAACUCAGUCAUCCAUGAAACUGAAUACAAAAGAAAUUUUAAGGGUUUAUCUCCAGUGAAAGAACCAAAACAAAGAAAUCAUUUGAAGGAGAACGGAAAUUUUGAAACAAUAUCUCCUGAAAAGAAGUAUAAUAAAACAGAUGAUCCUUUAAAAUUAGAAGCAGAGAUGGAAUCAAAAGACUUAAACCAGCCUAAAAAGAAACUUACUCCUUGGAGACAUCAAAGGCUUGGGAAGGUGAAUUCUGAAUAUAGAGCAAAAUUUCUGAGCCCAGCCCAAUAUUUAUAUAAAGCUGGGACUUGGACACGGGUGAAGGAAAACAUACCAAAUCAGGGUUCUCUAAAUGCCAUGUGGUAUGCGGAGGUUAAAGAACUCCGAGAGAAGGCUGAGUUUUAUAGGAAACGAGUUCAGGGAACUCAUUUUUCUCGGGACCAUCUGAAUCAGAUUCUGUCUGAAAACAACCGCUGUUGGGAUGUCUCCUCGACCACGAGCUCAGAAGGAACCAUUAGUAGCAACAUUAGAGCACUAGAUCUUGCUGGAGAUCCUACAAGCCAUAAGACUUUGCAGAAAUGUCCUUCUACAAAACUGGAAGAAAAAAGACCUAUCUUGGAAGAACAGCCCCAGAAAACUACCACAGAGAAAUUGGGUGUGUCAGAUGCUCCCAUACCUGUUAGAAGGCGUCUGGCUUGGGAUGCAGAGAACACCACUGAAGACACACAGAAACAGCCAAGAGAGGAGGAGGAAGAGGAGGAAAGGGACAAGCAGGUUAAUGUGGGAGAGCUAGAGAAGUUGGAAGUACAGGAAAAAUCUAAAGCAGACAAGAUAAAAGAAGGGUCGGAGUCGUCUUCUGUGUCCUCAGGAAAAGGAGGCAGGCUUCCUACUCCAAAGCUAAGAGAACUUGGUGGAAUCCAGAGGACUCAUCACGAUCUUACCACUCCAGCUGUUGGUGGUGCUGUUUUAGUGUCUCCAUCUAAAAUGAAGCCUUCAGUUGCAGAACAGAGAAAAAGAAUGUCCUCUCAGGAUGGCUUAGAAACUUUGAAGAAUGAUUUUAGGAAGAAAGAAAGCCGUGCUAUACCCCUCCUGACUUCUCCAGCUGCUGGUCUAAAAACAAUUGAUCCCUUGCCUUUGAGGGAAGAUUCUGAACCCAAUAUCCCCAAAUUUGCUGAGACAACUCUUCCAGUUUCAAAAAUUCCAGAAAAUCCAACUAACACACCUGGGCAGUCUCCAUCUCCACCCUGUGCCCCAUCCUACUGGCAUCCUUCUCGUCGAAUUCAGGGCUCCCUGAGAGAUCCAGAAUUUCAGCAUAAUGUGGGAAAAUCAAGGAUGAACAAUUUCCAGUUACCUCAGCAAGAAGCCUUUAAUGAUGAAGAUGAGGACAGAUUAUCUGAGAUUUCUGCUCGCUCUGCAGCUUCUAGUCUCCGGGCUUUUCAAACUCUGGCACGAGCUCAGAGAAGGAAGGAGAAUUUCUGGGGCAAAACAUAAUUAGACAUAUACCUAGUUAAGUUGCUUUUAUCUAGGGGAACCACUGGCAUAAUCUUCUUUAUUGCUUUACUAUGUUAAGACUGCAAGUGUUUGGAUUUUUUCUAACAUUUCCUACCUAAAAAGAAUUGUUUGAUUUUUCAAUAGCCAAUUCAAUUUACUUGGAAAAUUUUUAACAUAGGUUCAUAAAAAUUUAACUUUUGAAGAAUUCGUUUUGCAUCUGUCCCAAAGUACAAAGACAUAGAGUAUAUAGUUCUUCACAUGUUCUAACUUGUAUUAGGUGUCAGGGGUAGCUGGUAGAAUUGUGAAUUUCACCUAUCCAGAGAAUAUUCUUAAAAAUGAAUAAAGUGAAGUAAAAAUUAAGAUAUAAGUGUGAACUAUACAUUCCCCCCAAGAUUGGCUAUAUGUAUGUUUACAGUUGUAGAUGUCAUAAAAUGAAUUUGUUGUUCCUUUAACUUUUUUUUUUUUUUGCGGUACGUGGGCUGUUGUGGCCUCUCCCGUUGCGGAGCACAGGCUCCGGAUGCACAGGCUCAGCGGCCAUGGCUCACGGGCCCAGCCGCUCCGCGGCAUGUGGGAUCUUCCCAGACCGGGGCACAAACCCGUGUCCCCUGCAUCGGCAGGUGGUCUCUCAACCACUGCGCCACCAGGGAAACCGGUUCCUUUAACUUUUGCUGUGGUGUUUAUUUUUAUUUUAGUACUUUCUGUAUAUGGUUACAGUGUUAAAAUAAUUGUUCUUUAGAUUGAAAAUACCAGCUUUUGUAUAUACUUUUCUUAUUUAUGUAACAAAGUUUGCUGAGAGAAUAUGUAUAU